UCCACCGCACCAACAUACCCAUACCCGCCCCACAAUGGUUACGAUGCGAGCGCCGCAUCCCUCGACAGCAACGAUAGCGACGACCGCGACCCAACACACAAAGGCGGCGGCCUGCCGUCCAAGGAGGCCAACGGCUGGGAGCGGGGCAGGCCCGCCGUCGCUGCUGUUGAUAUCCGCGCCGUGAACCGCACCCCGAGUCCGACCCCGGAGGAGGCAAAGGAGCUCGCGAAGACCAGCGUGAUCGACUGGAAAGCUAUGAUGAAGUGGAGCUACUGGUUACGGAAAGAAUGGAUAUGGUACUACUUCGCGUUUGCUAUCGGCUUGGCAGGCGUUAUCCUCUUCACCGUCUACCACAAGCAGAUUGUCGCCUGGCUCAGGCCUGCCGCGGACUGGAUGCACAAUCUCCCGUUCGGCUGGACAAUACCAAUAGGUGUCUUAUUCGUGAUCUCCUUCCCCCCGCUAUUCGGCCAUGAAAUCGUCGCUAUCCUCUGCGGUCUCGUCUGGGGCCUCUUCCCCGGCUUCGGAAUCGUUGCCGCAGGCACCUUCAUCGGCGAAGUCGGCAACUUCUACGCGUUCAAGUAUUGUUGCGCGGCGCGCGGAGAGAAGCUCGAGAAGAACAAGCUGUCGUAUGCGUGCCUCGCGCGCGUCGUGCGCGAGGGCGGCUUCAAGAUUGCCCUUAUUGCGCGUCUAAGUGCCAUCCCCGGACAUUUCACGACCGCGGUAUUCUCGACGUGCGGUAUGGGCAUCUGGACGUUCUCGAUCGCAGCCAUUCUCUCGCUCCCGAAGCAGUUCAUCACCGUCUACCUCGGUGUUGCGCUCGAGCAGUCUGAGGACGGGCAAUCGAAUACGCGGGACACGAUCAUCAAGGACGUCGUGCUGGGAGCGACAACGCUGAUCACCUUCGGCGCGAUGUGGUACAUCUACCACAAGAUGAACCAGGCGAAGCCGCGCGUCAUCUACGAUCGCCGCAAGGCUCGGCAAGCUAAGCUCGCGAUGGCCGGUGCCCCCGGAAUGCCCUAUUCCGCCACUAACCCUGCCAUUCUGGAGUCGACCGCGACCGUCUUCAACCCGAACGCCUCCGACGCGGAAAUCCCGCUCACUGCUGCCGCCCAGUCCUUCGGCCGCCCGUCUUACCAGCAGUGGGACGGGCAAGGGCGCGCCGUCUACGCGCCGCAGCCGCACCGAGCGACCCCGCAACGCCAGCUCACAGGCGAGGGCUACCCGAUGAGCGAGCGCCCGCCGCCGCAACAGCAACAGCAGCCCUACGGACACCAGCAACAGCAGCAGCGCACAAGUCCACUCCCGCCCGGGGCGGGAUACCCAUACCCGCAGUCAUACUCAGGCUCAGGCUCUGGGUACCAGGACCCCUUCUCAGACAGCGCGCGCGUGCAGCCGCAACAGGCCGUGUCGUACCAACGCCAGGCGCCCCCGCGCGGCUACGGCUCGCCGCCGCCCGAAGCGUUUUCGCGCCAGAACCCGCCGCAAGCACAGACACAUCGGCCCUCGCAGUCCCAGGCCGCGCAGCCCCAAUACCGCCAGCGCAGCUCAAGUCCGCCGCCCCCAGCGCUCCGGCCCCCACCCGCGUCCGCCCCGGGGACCCCGACGCAGGGCGCGUACUUCCAGGCAGCGCGCGACGCGCCGCCCAUGCCGAGUGCGCCCCCGGCCCUCGCGAUCGAGGACCCGUUCGGGGACCCGCAACCCAUGCCGAACCCGUACGAGAAGAGCGGGCAUGCCGCGGAGGCGACGGACGCGACGUUCUACACGGCGCACGGCGGACAUUCGCGCGACGUAUCGGCGGAGGACGCGUACGAGAGCAGCGCGGUGCACACGACGGACCCGGUUGUGCGCGAGAAGGGCGCGCCGCCGGCGUACUUCUGAGGGGCGCGUGCAGACUGAUCAUGGAUUUUCACUUCGGGGCUCGGAUUGUUGCUUGCCGCCAGGGCAUUUGGACUGACUCGCUACGUAGCCCUUGGGUAGGUAAGACCCUCCCGCACACCACCGCCGCUGCCACUGCGGCGUGCCCCUCCCCUCGUUUACACUCACUACCACCUCCCGCCCUCCUCUCCUCUCCUCCUCUUCCGCCAUCUCCCAGACCCUCUACCCACUACCUUACCCCGCAGCCCGCCCCGCCCACUCCCACUCGCGCGGGUCGUAUAUAUUCCCCGCCCCAGGCUCGCAGCACGGACUCGUACGCACGCCCGCCCGCCCGCACAUGCAUCUACAUCUGGAUUGAAGCUUCC
Trametes versicolor FP-101664 SS1 is the source of this 2240-nucleotide messenger RNA. RefSeq lists its product as uncharacterized. The transcript has 8 exons. The record is from RefSeq and is a predicted model, not a curated record. Lineage: Eukaryota; Fungi; Basidiomycota; Agaricomycetes; Polyporales; Polyporaceae. Bases 256 to 1878 code for a protein of 540 amino acids.